Molecule: messenger RNA, 1511 nt
Organism: Lytechinus pictus (painted urchin)
Lineage: Eukaryota; Metazoa; Echinodermata; Echinoidea; Temnopleuroida; Toxopneustidae
Product: glycerophosphodiester phosphodiesterase domain-containing protein 5-like
Exons: 12
Coding region: 51-1496 (481 amino acids)
Biological process (GO): lipid metabolic process
Cellular component (GO): membrane
Molecular function (GO): glycerophosphodiester phosphodiesterase activity
Source: RefSeq, a predicted model, not a curated record
CUUUGACACGUCAUCGAUUGAUCAAGAGUGACGUCACAAAGGUUACCACGAUGGGCGGAGGCUGUUCGAGAUGCUGCGCCAGCUGUGUAUCGUGUUGCUAUGGCUGCAGGAGGCACCGGUCGUACACCCAAAAGAUGACCACGAAAACGGCGGAGCGCGUAUGGUUUUGUGUGAUGGCGUUCACAUUCCUCGCUACACUUGCAAACAUGUUCCUAUGGGUUUCUUCCGAUAACGACGCCGACAGUGUGAACGCGGGCUUCUGGAAGUCGACAGGAGUAUGGUUCCCUUUCUAUUUUACAUUUCAGAUCAUCUCUUACGUAACAUUUGCUUACGUCAUGCUUCUUAUGUUAUUUGGAUUUCUACACAUGGCGCUGGUGGAAAGACUUCAAUUACACAUGUUACAUAAGAUCGGUGUUGUAAUGUCAUUGAUGAUGACAAUAACUCUCCUAGUCUUUGUCAGCAUUCGAUUACGUCAUCUCUGGCAUUUUGUUCCAGAACUUCUGGAGUACAUCGGACCUUUUCUUCAGUUGGUAGCUGUUGCCUUUCUGACUAUCAUAAGUUGGUUUGUCGCCGGAAGUCUAAGCACGUUGCAGAGAAGAGCUGGAAUCCCGUUUCGUGACGCCUCAUUUUGGUAUUUCUUGGUCCUGAUUGGUCUAUACAUUACGCCGAUUUUCAUCGAAUCACCUUGCAUUAUGACGCAACAUCAUGAAGACAACCCGCCCAAGCCACUCCUCUUUGCUCACAGAGGCGCGGAAGAGAUUGCCCCUGAAAACACAAAUAUUUCCUUCAUGAUUGCGUUAGAUGACUACGAUGCAUAUGGGAUUAAAACAGAUGUCAGAAUAAGUUUUGAUGGUGUCCCAUAUGUUUUCCACGACGAGAUCCUUACACGAACCACCAAUGCCAUCGAUGCUUUCCCCGAGAAUUACCGCCAGCCCGCGGACAUGUUUACCAUUGAUGAACUAAGGGAGCUAGACGCGGGGUCAUGGUUUGCUAGGAAAAAACCUUUCUUGACUGCAUGGUUCAUAUCUGACGAGGAGAAGGAAGAAUUUAGCCAGCAAGGAAUCCUAUCAAUGGUUGAAAUGUUUGAGCUUGUUCUCGCCCGCAAGAAAUCUCUCCUCUUCGAUCUACGACCGCCCCCUAGCGAGCAUCCGUACGCAACGUCCUGGCUCAACACAACGAUCGAUGUCAUAACAACGGAGAUCGGGCUCGAUCCAAGUGAAUUCACUUACUGGGAAUCACCCGAUGGCCCUCACUAUGUAUUUUUCAUCCAACUCUAUGAUAAUCGGACCAUCCAGAAUGUCUACAAUGAUAUCGCAUUUGAAUCAGUAAGGUCCGCCCUUGAAAAUAAUGUGUCUACGAACGUGUGGACGGUGAACGAGGCGUGGCUUUUUCAAUAUUACUGGUGCGCAGGCGCAAGUUCCGUGACUACGUCAUCAGUUCACACGCUGAGCGGGAAUAAUUCUCUUGUUUGGCAGUUGGUAAGUUACACUGAUUGAUGAUAUUUUUAAUAC